UCUCGAAUCGAGAGUGCCACAAAAGUGUUUUAAAAUUUAUUUUAGUAUUUAUUUGCAGUCUCUUUUGUUAGUUUUAUAUUCGCCAAAAUGGCGGUGUCUGUGCCACUUCCCGGCGACCAUUGGACAGUGGUGAUAAGGGAAACUCUCAAGCCCCUUCCAGAAGAUAAGGCAGCCAAGGCCUGCUUUAAGGUCAUCCGCUUCUUAUAUCCACCCUUUGCCAUCGGCAUGGUGGACGUCAUUCCCGUGGUGAAUGAUCCCGAUCCCGAACCCGAUUUCGCCAACAUUUUCCUGGCGCUUGGGAUCGCUUUUGUGCUUGGCUUAUUGCUUGGCUAUGUGAUCUACAGACGCAAGUUUCCGCUGAAACCCUCGCCACCCGUCGAAAAUCGGCAGAUGGAGCGUAGGGGAUUCUGGGACGACCCGAUUCUCAUUGCUCGCAUGCCCGAUGCACCCAUUCCGUCUCGUAGCUCUGGUGGGACUGCCGGUGCGGAGUAUCUGCGAACUUUAGACAUGCACAGCAGGCAGGCGGCAGAAAGCGACAACGAGGAUCGAGUUUACCGAAACGUCAGUGAAGAGGAUCAGCCAGGAGCCAGUCACGUUCGCAGUCAGAGUGCCGGUCCGAGUGCCAGUCCGAGUGCCGGUCCGAGUGCCGGUCCGAGUGCCGGUCCGACUGUCAGUCACAGUUGCAGCUCGCUUGCCGGUCCAAGCGCCGACCAGAACUACCAGAAGACUACCAUUCCAUAAAAAUAACUUAUCGAACAUGAAUCAUCGAUCCAAAAUCCAAAUUCUACCUUCAAACUGAUCACAAAACAGAGCUCAAUGCGGGAACUAAGCUUGAAUAAAACACUUAUCGUAGAACCA
Drosophila subobscura is the source of this 858-nucleotide messenger RNA. RefSeq lists its product as uncharacterized. NCBI's taxonomy places the organism in Eukaryota, Metazoa, Arthropoda, Insecta, Diptera, Drosophilidae. The record is from RefSeq and is a predicted model, not a curated record. The coding region runs from base 88 to 741 and encodes 217 amino acids. The transcript is spliced from 2 exons.